UAUAUAAAUGUUUAUAAUUAUAUAAAUAUUUAAAACUAAAAGAUAUGAUCGCGCAUAGUUUGAAACAAUGUUAAAAACAUAUGAAAUACUUAUUGAGCAAUUAUUAAAAAAUAAACAAUGAAUAUAUUUGGCGAAAGCAAAAGUAUCAUUUUCUUGCAAAAUGUACAGAAUAUUUAUUCUUUAUAAAGUAUGCCACAUGACAAAAGAAAUGCCACGAUGUAAACUCUAAAAAGAAAUUUGCAAUCAGCAAUUUUUUAUUGAAAUCAGGAGCUUUAAAUUAACAGCAUGUUUUUAAAUGAUGUCAGUAUAUUAAUGAAUAUUGAAAGUGCGACGAGGAAAUCAAGUAUUUAAAAAUAUUAAAUUUAUCAUGAUUGGGUUGAUUGAAUUGUUAACGAUUACUUCUGCAUUACGAGUAAUUGUCGCAGAAGAAUUAUCCAGAAUAGACGACGUCCAAGCUUGCACAGAAUUUUGUUUUACUUAUGGUAACAUAGGAAACUUUAAAGAUGGAAAUUGUGUGUGCGAAAAUUUGGAUAAUACAGAUGCAAAAAAUGCAAUCCGUGGAAAUAGAGAAACAGAAUGCGUUGAUCCAACUUCAGAUUCCAAUGAACUUACUAAUGAAGACCGAGCAAUUCGCUGCGCGUUAAGAUCAAGGAAACAAAUGAGACAUCAUGAUGCUGAUCGUGUAGUCACAUACUUUGUUAAUGGUGGACCAGCAAAUGGCCAUGCGUAUUUUGUUCAAGCAGCUAAUCAAAAUAUGAAUCUGGAAAAAGAAUGUAAUAGUGACAAAUAUCCAUCGACAAAUUCAUAUCUUAAUUUAGAUGAAUCUAACAAUCAAACUCCCGAUGAGCAGCCAUCGACAACAAAUAUUCAGACAAAGCGGAGCUACAGGAAUGAUGUUCCAUAUAAUCAAUACAAUCCUGUAUAUUUCCUACCAAACAAGAUGCCUAUUGCACCUGUCGUAACGAGUCCAUAUGGAUAUGUUAUGGCUACUCCAUAUAAUACUGUAAUAGAACCAAAAAAUAAUAUGUUAAGAUAUCGUGCAUCUUCGCGAAAUAAUUUGGUAAAUGGAAAAUUAUCGCCAAGAACUCGAUCGCGUACAAAUAUUCUAAGACGUGUCUCCGAUGCGUUACAUGAAGUAGUUCAAGAGCCUGUAAACGAUAAUUUAUUAGGUAGUUUUCUCAACAAUCUUAUAUAUCAAGAUCGUGCUGAAUAUUCUUCUAAUUAUAAUAAUAACAAAAAUGUUGUUAAUGGAAAUAAUAUUGAAAAUGAGACUAAACAAGUCAAUUCUAUUGUUGGUUCUACCAGCAAAGACGAUAAAACACCUAUAACAAAUUCAAAAACUGCUUUACAAGAAAAUAUUCAAAGAACAAGUACAUCUCCUACAAAUUUCCAAAAUAUUCCAUAUAAUGAACAAUGGCCAAUUUAUGCUUCGCAAUAUUUGAUCGGAUCACCAAUGAAUGGUUUCUAUGAUACCAUGCCUAGAGCUUUUAUUCUUCAACCUGUAAAUAUAAUACCGCAAGGAAUGCAUUCUAUGGCACAAUCAGAAGUAAUUAACUCAUCGCAACCACAGGAGUCUGAAAACUGUGACAAUAAUAAUUUGAUGAAUACCGAUGAAUCUAUCAGUACUUCCAACUGUUCAAUUAAAAGUCCAGAUUCUAAUGUUGCAACUAUAGAAAAUACAAAAUAUUCUUCUAUCACAAAAUAGCUACUUUCUAACGGAGAAUAAUUUCAUGAUAAGUAAGAUAAGAUAAAUAAUAAAUUUACAAAAA
Polistes canadensis is the source of this 1769-nucleotide messenger RNA. Its product is annotated as beclin-1-like protein A. The transcript is spliced from 6 exons. The coding region runs from base 368 to 1705 and encodes 445 amino acids. NCBI's taxonomy places the organism in Eukaryota, Metazoa, Arthropoda, Insecta, Hymenoptera, Vespidae. The record is from RefSeq and is a predicted model, not a curated record.